Myxocyprinus asiaticus (Chinese sucker) is the source of this 3002-nucleotide messenger RNA. It is a transcript of the gene ywhag1, whose product is annotated as 3-monooxygenase/tryptophan 5-monooxygenase activation protein, gamma polypeptide 1. Gene Ontology annotation, biological process: signal transduction. NCBI's taxonomy places the organism in Eukaryota, Metazoa, Chordata, Actinopteri, Cypriniformes, Catostomidae. The transcript is spliced from 2 exons. The record is from RefSeq and is a predicted model, not a curated record. The coding region runs from base 128 to 871 and encodes 247 amino acids. Gene Ontology annotation, cellular component: cytoplasm. Gene Ontology annotation, molecular function: protein kinase C binding.
UCCAUCGGCACACACAGACAGCAGUGAGCAGCUGCAGCGACAAGAGGCGAUCGCGCGUGUUGCACUAUUCAGAUAACAAAUACACAAAUACCGCUUAUAAACAUCUGAAAUAUAAGCGACUUUAAACAUGGUCGACCGCGAGCAGCUGGUUCAGAAAGCCAGACUGGCUGAGCAGGCUGAGAGAUAUGACGAUAUGGCAGGUGCCAUGAAAUCGGUAACAGAGCUGAACGAAGCCCUUUCCAAUGAGGAGAGGAACCUGCUCUCUGUGGCCUACAAGAACGUGGUGGGAGCACGUCGUUCAUCCUGGCGGGUCAUCUCCAGCAUCGAGCAGAAGACCUCUGCCGAUGGCAACGAGAAAAAGAUUGAGAUGGUUCGUGUCUACCGUGAGAAAAUCGAGAAGGAGCUAGAGGCUGUGUGCCAAGAUGUUCUCAACCUCCUUGAUAACUUCCUGAUUAAGAACUGCAGCGACACCCAGCACGAGAGCAAAGUUUUCUACCUGAAGAUGAAGGGCGACUACUACCGUUACCUGGCGGAGGUGGCCACGGGUGAAAAGAAAGCCGCAGUGGUGGAGUCUUCUGAGAAGUCCUACAGCGAAGCCCACGAGAUCAGCAAAGAGCACAUGCAGCCUACGCAUCCUAUCCGUCUGGGUCUGGCGCUCAAUUACUCUGUCUUCUACUACGAGAUCCAGAAUGCACCAGAGCAGGCCUGCCAUCUAGCCAAGGCGGCUUUCGACGACGCAAUCGCCGAAUUGGACACCCUGAAUGAGGACUCCUACAAAGACUCCACCCUCAUCAUGCAGCUUCUGCGAGACAACUUGACGCUCUGGACAAGCGAUCAACAAGAUGACGAAGGAGGUGAAGGCAACAAUUAAACCGAGAAGAAAAGAGAAGAUCUUUGAGACCCUCUUUCUCUAAAACGCGUGCUCACACAACUAGAAAAAGAAAACAUAAAAUAAGUUAAAUGAAAAUUUCACUUAAGGGGGCAUGGUGGAAAUACGUCAGCCACGUUUGCUGAUAGUAAAGCAGCGCAGUUUUCUUUGUUUUUUCCACAAGAAACUAAAUUAAUAUUGAGAGAAACUGAUCAAUAUGCUAGUUUAAAAAGAAUUGUAUGUCUCUGAAAUAAAAAAGGAAUUAGCUUAAAAGGAAAAAAAUAAACGUCUCCUUCUUGGUUGUCGCAAUGACAUUUAUUCGAACACUUUAAGGAAAAGGCUUGUCAGUCAGUCAGCAGUUGUAAAUGGCUGCAGGGUUUCGUUACACCCACACACUGGCAUAAGGACUGUUCUUGCAGUGAACUACGAAGUGGAGCUGCUUAUAUUAAUUGACAUUGUGCGGAGUAUUUCAAACCGUCAAGGGUGAAAUAUUGGGGUUUGAGGAAAAAAAUAAAUCACUAAAAUAAUAUUUUAAGUGAAAACUUGAAUGUUACCGCCUCGCAGAAGUAGGAAUUUGCAUAUAGGCUGCACUGGGAGUGAACGGUUUUGUUUUUGUCUCUGAUAUACAUAUAGGGAUUCUCAAUUGCACUCACUACUGUUAGAAAGUCAUUUAUGUCAAACUGGUUAUUUAAAAUACACAUUGUUAGUGUGCAUCUCACCUUGAAAGUACACCGGACUACUGUAUUACAGUUAUGUUGAUUAUGUGUGCGACUAUACGUAAUUUCCUGUGAUUUUCAACCCAAAGCAAAAAUCGAUUAUUUCCUCUCAAUAAAAUAACUAUUGUUAUUAUUAUUAUUAUUAUAGAUAUUUUUUUCAAAAAGUAAGUCAAGCCUGACCCACAUUGAAAUAGAUAAAUUAAAUUAAAUAGAGUAAAUCAAUUCAAUAAUUAAAUGAAGGUAAAGGCAAAACUUUAGAUUUAAAAAUAACGAUAAAAUCCGGAUGCUUUGCAGAAACAAAUAUUACUCUAAAAGAAAUGCCUAAUAACAGUACACUACUGGCAGAGGUGUAGAUUCUAGGGGGAUGGGGGGAGGUAACCCCCCCCCCACCUCACCCCACCCCACCCCAAAUAAUCAAAACAAGCAAGUACCGCCCUCCCCCCCCAAUAUUUAUACCAUGAUCAAUGGAAACAUGUAAAUGCUUCAUGUUGCAACCCCCCCAAAUUUCAAGCCAAAUCUACGCCCUUGAUUUACAGGUACUUUUUUUAUUUAGUUAGUUCAGUUGUUUCGGCAGAAAGAGAUUUUCUGGCAAUGUAAAACGAGACAUGAAGAGAUUUGUGGUUAAUUUUUGUUCAGUUUCGUUUUUUAAAUUGUUUAUUAUUAUUAUUUAAUUUUCAUGAAAUGCACUUGCCUAUUAUACUGUUUCUCAGUGUAGGACGAUUACAGCUCCAAUAUUCUUGAUAAUACAAUAUUGUGCAUGCUGGUGAUGUAUUUAUAUACCAUAGCUUGACUUUAUUAACUUUAAAAACUGUAGAUGUUAUGUAUUCAUAUGAACAAGAAAUGACUAGAAUUGGAUCUAAUUAUUUUCUAUUUAUUACUUUGUAUUGGAUUGUUUAUGAUUUUUACGUAUAUUUUUUUCUUGCUGAAGUAUGCUAUACCAAAACAGUGUGUGUUUACCAUUAAUUAAUCUGUAAUGGAUGUUGCUAAAGUGACAUGCGGUUCUUGUAUUUGGUUUUUAAUAAACAAAACGGGGGAGAAAAAAAUAAAAUAAAAAACACCAGUGCUUCAAACCUUAAUGUCUGAUGUUUUGUCACAGUGAAUUAUAAUUACUUUGUGAAACAAUUAAUGUUGUUCUUGAAAUGACUUUCCUUUCUGUGCUUUCUUCUGUCAAGUUCUGCUGUAAGAUAUUUAAGAAUUGCUGUAAUAUCAAUGUUUGUUUGUUUCCUCAGAAUGUGUUUCUGUAAGGAAUUCACUCACUCAUGGACCCUAUUCUUAUCAUUUAUAUUUUCUUUCUUUCGCCUUGUCUACUGGUAUCUUAAAUGUGAGUCAUGUAGCGAUUGCACAAAAGAAACAGAAUGGUAAUAAUAAUGAUAAUUAAAAAAUAAAAACAUGACUGUGCUCUUCUAACCACCAUUUCA